AUGGCUCCUGUUUGUCGAUGCUGUCGAAAUUUUUGUAAAGAAUUCAGAAUAUUUGCUCUUCGAGGCAAUGUAGUUGAUCUAGCUAUUGGUAUUAUUAUCGGUACAGCAUUUGCGAAUGUAGUUCAAUCGCUUGUCGAUGAUAUUAUUACACCUCCAUUUGGUCUUAUUUUGGGUGGUGUUGAUUUUGUUAAUUUAACAAUUAAAAUGAAAAAUUUUGUUUACAAAGAUCAACCACCUGUUGUUAUUCGUUAUGGAAAAUUUAUUCAAACAAUAAUAUCUUUAUUUCUUAUGGCAUUAGCAUUGUUCUUUGUUAUUAAAGGUAUUAAUAAAUUACAUCGUAUUGCAACUCGAAAAAAACAAAAUGAAGAAAAUAUACAACUUGAAACAAAUGAAGAAGUUAAAGUAUUAUGUGAAAUUCGAGAUUUAUUAGCAAAACAAUCUACAAUUGUAUCUGAUGAACUAAGCAAAAAUGCAUUGAAUAUUGUUCAAUAUGCUAAUUUUAUAAUUCUUAGUUAUCAUCAUGCUUCAAAUAAAUCAAUUCGUAUUGGCAAAAAACAUUGUGCCUGUAAUACUUAUAUAGCUUAUUUACAAAUGUUACGUCUUUGGUAA
Rotaria sordida is the source of this 609-nucleotide messenger RNA. Lineage: Eukaryota; Metazoa; Rotifera; Eurotatoria; Philodinida; Philodinidae. The record is from the annotation of a GenBank genome assembly.